GGGCAGAGUUUGUUUCCCCGGUGACGCGGCUGGGCUGCGGGUCUGAUUCUGCGGCGCGGGGGCUGAGGCCUGCUGAUGGCGGAGGAGGCCGCCGGUGGCGCCCGCCGCGGCGGGGAGGAGCUGGAGGCGGCGGCGGCGGAGCGGGGCCCGGGCGCGGCCUAUCACAUGUUUGCGAUGAUGGAGGAUCUGCUGGAGAAGCUGAAGCUGCUGAACUACGAGGAGGAGGCGCUGCGGCGCCACCAUUUGCGGCCCUUGUCCAGGCACUACUUUGCAUUGCCCGUUAAUCCCGGCGAGCAGUUCUACAUGUUUUGCAUUCUUGCUGCUUGGCUGAUUACUAAAGCAGGACAUCCCUUCGAACAGCCGCAAGAAUAUGAUGACCCCAACGCAACAAUAUCAAACAUACUCUCAGAGUUGCGAUCAUUUGGGAGGUCUGUGGAUUUUCCUCCUUCAAAGUUAAAGGCAGGUUAUGGAGAGCAAGCAUGUUAUGUUCUUGAUUGUUUAGCUGAAGAAGCCUUGAAACAUACUGACUUUAGCUGGAAAAGACCAGCAUACCCAACAGAGGAGCUAGAAGAAGAAGCAAUAACAGAAGAUGAUGCAGAAUUGACACUUAAUAAACUGGAGGAAGAAAUUGAUGAAGAAGAGACAGACAAUGAAGAAAACUUUAUUGAUCUGAACGUUCUAAAGGCACAAACCUAUAGAUCAGAUAUGAAUGAAUCCACAAAACAAGAAGAGAUUUUAGAGUCCACAACAGAUGCAGCAGAGUGGAACCUGGAAGUGGAACGUGUUCUUCCACAACUGAAAGUUACAAUCAGAACUGACAAUAAGGAUUGGAGAAUCCACAUAGAUCAAAUGCAUCAGCACAAAGAUGGAAUCGAAUCUGCUUUAAAAGAGACUAGGGGUUACCUUGACAAACUUCAUAAUGAAAUCAGUAGGACCCUUGAAAAGGUCAACAGUCGAGAAAAGUACCUCAACAAUCAGUUGGAGCAUUUGGUUCAGGAAUAUCGUACAGCACAAGCCCAUCUGAGUGAGAGGGCCUGGGGUUCAGGACUGCUGAGUUCCAUCCCAAUUCUGACAAACUCACUGUGGUUUUGGGCCAAAGAGAAAUACCAGCAGGGAAGUGGAGGAGUAACAGAAAGGACUCGAACUCUUUCUGAGAUUACUGAAGUGUUAGAAAAAGUAAAGCAGGAAAUGGAAGAGAAGGGAAGCAGUAUGACUGAUGGAGCUCCUUUAGUAAAAAUUAAGCAGGCCUUAACCAAACUGAAGCAGGAAACAAUUCAGAUGGACAUACGGAUUGGUGUAGUAGAACACACGUUACUCCAGUCAAAGCUGAAGGAGAAGUCAAAUAUGACUAGAGAUAUGCAUGCAACUAUGAUUCCUGGAACUACAAUAGGUGCCUAUUAAAGUUGCUUGGAAUUUACUUGUAUUUCAGACAAAUCAAUUUUUUUAUAACUUGUUUUUUUUACAAUAUGCUUUUCAUGCAUUUUAGGGUGUUGCAGAUGUGACAUAGCACUUUAGGCUCUAUAAAUGAAGCCAUGUUGUAUUUUUUGACUUAAAGGCUUUCAAACUUAUUGCAAGUCUUUUAUAAAUACAUUAAUAAAUUCUCAUUAACUAACUUGUCUCUUCUACUGCACUGUAGUAUGUUAAGUCAUAUAAAAAUCUAUUGACACAGCCUAUAAUCUUCAAGUCUUGAUUAGAUAUUGUGUGAUGAAAGAAAAUUACUUUUGGAAGGCUUUGAAAGGAAUUUUAAAAUGUCUGCUAUUUUUUCCAUUUACAUAUGAUUAACAUUAGUAUUUAAUUGCUGACAUUGGAAUAAUACAACACUACCCUUGCUAGAGACCUGGAUCAAAUCUGAUUCUGGCUGCAAGUGAAAGUAAGUUGUUUGGUCCCCUCCCAGUCCCUAUUUGAAUUUUAUGUAUAGAACAAAAUAACCUCCAUGUUUGACACAAUUGGGGAUGAUGGAUAGACUCUUCUGAGGAGGUUUUGAUGAGAUUAGAAGGGCUGUUAUAAAUCAAAAUCUCAGCUCUUUGCAAGGCAGUUGUUAGUGUCAUGACUCCAUCAGGACCUACAUGUCCUCACUUCGAUAAGCAUGGUAGUAUCAUCUACUGGCAAGUGCACCUGAAAAAUGCAUAAGACCUUGCUUCUAUUCCCAGCUCUGCCAUUGAUUUGCUGUGUGAGACCGUGCAUUGUUCUUGUAACUUCUCUAUGCAUCAGUAACAUUUAUCUGUAAAACUGUGAUAACAAAUGGUUAAAUCUCCUUACAAUUGUGGUUGAGAUCUGUGGAUGAAAAGUGCUAACGUUUAUUUAAUUCAAGAAACAUAUUGGUGAUAUUUCUGAGAGACUGACUACACACAGAUUCAGUCACAAUUUGGGGAAUUCUGAAUUUGAUGUGCCUUCCUAGAUUAAGGGUUGAACGUUAUGCAAUACGUCAUUGGAAAAGUUAUUUUUCUCUACAUUUUUAGUAGUUUAACCUGUGACCUUGAUUUCUUGAUCAGAUGCAUAUUCCUAAUGCACUCAUUCUUGAAAUAAGUACUUCCCCUAGUUUAUUUCUAUAAGGACAUAAUAUUACCCUGGCUACACGCCCAUAUAGUACAGUGUAGCUAGUAGUAGCUUUUGGCUGGUGGGGAGAGGAGCACCUUAUGCAGGUUGCUGCUACUUCCUCCAUUCAGAGGGGUGGGUUGUGGUAGAGCCUUGGCUCCACCCCCCAACAUGCUGGCCUGCACAGUCUCGCUGUUGCAGAGGAGGAAGUAAUGUGUGUCAGGUAUAGGACUAGUACAGAUUACUCCUUCCAUGGAGCAAUGGGAGAAGCAAGGACUGGACUGAGACAGUCAUAGCCUAAUCCUGGGGCAUCCCAGCUAUAUACUGCUAUUACUUUGUGCUAGUGGCAAAGUCAUAGUUGAGCCCUAAAUGAGUGUGUGGAUGCAUGACCCCUUCCUUUUUACUAUGAUUGUUCCAUGAGUGCUCCUCUGUGGUUUGCAUAUACCUUGUUCUCAAGUUCUUUAUCCUUUUUUGGAUGCUCAUUCAAAAAACAUAAAGAAGGCCAACACACAUCCCCUUUGAAAUUUCAGAACACCCAAAGCACUGUUUAGCAGCUACAUCUAAAUUAAACACAAUACUUGGU
Molecule: messenger RNA, 3118 nt
Organism: Dermochelys coriacea (leatherback sea turtle)
Lineage: Eukaryota; Metazoa; Chordata; Testudines; Dermochelyidae
Gene: IFT57
Product: intraflagellar transport 57
Exons: 12
Coding region: 76-1401 (441 amino acids)
Biological process (GO): non-motile cilium assembly; intraciliary transport
Cellular component (GO): Golgi apparatus; centrosome; intraciliary transport particle B
Source: RefSeq, a predicted model, not a curated record